Polychytrium aggregatum is the source of this 1982-nucleotide messenger RNA. Its product is annotated as thioredoxin-like-domain-containing protein. Lineage: Eukaryota; Fungi; Chytridiomycota; Chytridiomycetes; Polychytriales. Bases 265 to 1812 code for a protein of 515 amino acids. The transcript has 9 exons. Gene Ontology annotation, molecular function: zinc ion binding. The record is from RefSeq and is a predicted model, not a curated record.
GUCCGCCCUGUCGGUGCUCGCUCUUUCCCUCCUUUUCCAUCGACACCACGCCUCCCCCCCUCGUCCUCGGCCGUCCCGCCGGCGCCUGCUUGCCCCGCCCUUCGCUCCAGCAGACGCUUGCCUGCUUGCAGUCCUGUAUAUUGCCUUGGCCGUUGGCGGCCCUUGCUCGUUUCUCGCCGCUCGCUGCAUCUCUCUGGACCGGCAUCGCCCUGCUUGUUGCCCUUCUCUCCCCCACCUCCACCACCCACCGCACAUCGUCCCAUCAUGAUCUCGAAUCCCCAGGACACUGCCCAGGACGCUGCCCAGGACGCUGCCCAGGACGAUCCGUCUCCCUUGGCCCAGCUGCUGGGUCCGUCGCUGCUUGCCAAGGAUCGAAACAGCCCGUUUACAAACGACUCCCACCGCUGGUUCGGUGUCGUCUGCGAUAACUGCCACGACGACGACUUUGAAGGCACCCGCCAUCGCUGCCAGACCUGCAACGACUACGACCUCUGCGACAGCUGCUUCCAGGACAACCCGCAGAUCCAUGCCGAGCACCCGGUCUUUGAGGUUCCCAAGCCCCAGGCAUACCACUCGGAGCUCACCAGCACCAGCGCCGCCCUCGCUGGCAAGGUGGUGUUUCUCUUCUUUGGAGCAUACUGGUGCGGGCCAGCAAGGGCCAUGACCACCAAGCUGAUCGAUUUCUACCACAACCUGUUGGGAAAGGGAACGAAAACCGAGAUCGUCUAUGUCAGCUCGGACCAUGACCAGGCCUCCUUUGAAGAAUUCUAUCUGGAGAUGCCAUGGCUGGCAGUCCCCUUUGAGCAGCUCGAUUUCCGAAAGACGCUGACCAAAAAGUUCAACGUCAAGAACAUCCCCCGCCUCCUGAUCCUCGACGAACGCGCCGAAAUCAUCCGCCGCAACCCCGUCGUCGAGAUCUACUCAGAUCUCCACGGCGAGCGCUUCCCGUACAUACCCAAAACCUUCCACCAGAUUCUGGAUCGACCCCUGGCUACCCGCGAGGGCCGCGAGCUCUCGUUUGCCGAUUUGAAGGGCAAGAUACUGGGCCUGCUCUUCGCGGCCUCGUGGUCCGGUCCCUGUCAGUCCUUCGUCACCGACCUCGUCAGUGUUUACGAGAAGCUCAAGACACAACAUCAGGACUUUGAAGUCAUCUUCAUCUCCAGUGAUCGCGAAGAAGAGCACUACCAGAAGCUUCUGGCCAAGAUGCCCUGGCUGGCGCUGUCUAGAAUGGAGGGCGCUGAAGCCCUUAUUGAGUUUGGGGAGCUGUACACCAUCGACGGCAUCCCUCAGCUGGUGAUUGUCGACUCCGACGGCAAUGUCAUCAACCGGGACGCCGUGGCCAGCAUCCAUGCCGAUCCGGAGGGUGCCAACUUCCCCUGGGUCCCCAAGAGACUCUGCGAUAUCUCCGAGAGUUUCUCGUCCGCUGGAUACACUCCAAGCGAAAAGACAUCCUUGAUCCUGUUUAGCGAGUCUGCCUCACAGACCGAGCAAGACGCACUCGAGCGAGCCAUGCUCUCGAUCGUUGGCGAGUACUCAAGCCCAAAGGAUGGUCGCAAACUGUCCAUUUCGAGCCAGUUUGUCGAGCCCAGCGUCAUCUUUUUCACGGGCAAAGCUGUGACCCCCGUCAGCACCAACGUUCGCCAGAUGGUGUCGCUGCCAUAUGAUGAAGCCAAGGGCCCGCAAGCCCUGCUCCUGGACAUUCCCAACGAGAAAUACCAUGUCUAUGAGGGCAGCAUCAGCGAGGAUUCCCUCCGCAAUCUGCUGUCCAGCUACCAGAAUGGGACCCUCGAUAUGACGCCCCUCCAGGCUUGAAAUACCGAUUCCAGCGGCACCACCGUUUCAACUUGAAUAUUCGGAGGAGUUUUUGACUAUAAGUUACCACCUCUUUUUCUUCUUUUGUUUUUGCUUCCCGGCUGUCCUGCUUCCUUGGACGACUCGAUGAUCGUCAGCCCAAUAUGCCGUUGUAUACUUGAAGUCUCUCG